UCGGCAUCGGAGGCAGCAGCAUCGGAGGCGUCGGCGUGGGCCGGGGCCCCCUUCGGAUGUGCUGCGGGGCCCUGGUGUGCCUCUCCCCGCCGGGGCCGGACCAGUUCCCCUCCUGCUCCCGCUGCUCCUGGGCUCCUGCUCCUCGCCCGGCCGCCACGAUGAUGUCCAUGAACAGCAAGCAGCCCCACUUCGCCAUGCACCCGAGCCUCCCGGAGCACAAGUACCCCUCGCUCCACUCCAGCUCCGAGGCCAUCCGCAGAGCUUGCCUCCCCACCCCCCAGAUGCAGGGCAACAUCUUCGCCAGCCUGGACGAGACGCUGCUGGCGCGGGCGGAGGCGCUGGCGGCGGUGGACAUCGCGGUCUCUCAGGGCAAGAGCCACCCGUUCAAGCCGGACGCCACCUACCACACCAUGAACAGCGUGCCCUGCAGCUCCACCUCCACCGUGCCCUUGGGCCACCACCACCACCACCACCAUCACCACCACCACCAGGCCCUGGAACCGGGGGACCUGCUGGACCACAUCACCUCCCCGUCGCUGGCUCUCAUGGCCGGCGGGGGGCACGACGGAGGCGGCGGCGGAGGAGGAGGCGGAGGAGGCGGCGGCGGCGGAGGGGGCGGCGGAGGCGGCGGGGGUGGUGGCGGCGGCGGGGGCCUGAUCUCCUCGCCCUCGCACCCGCACAUGCACGGCCUGGGCCACCUGGCGCACCCGGCGGCGGCCAUGAACAUGCCCUCGGGGCUGCCCCCUCCGCACCCGGGGCUGGUGGGCGCCCACCACGGAGGGCAGGCGGCGGCUGCGGCGGCUGCGGCGGCGGUGGGGGCGGUGGCGGCGGCGGGGCUGGCCUCCAUCUGCGACUCGGACACGGACCCGCGGGAGCUGGAGGCCUUCGCCGAGCGCUUCAAGCAGCGGCGGAUCAAGCUGGGGGUGACCCAGGCGGACGUGGGCUCGGCGCUGGCCAACCUGAAGAUCCCCGGCGUGGGCUCCUUGAGCCAGAGCACCAUCUGCCGCUUCGAGUCGCUGACCCUGUCGCACAACAACAUGAUCGCCCUGAAGCCCAUCCUGCAGGCCUGGCUGGAGGAGGCCGAGGGCGCCCAGCGCGAGAAGAUGAACAAGCCCGAGCUCUUCAACGGCGGCGAGAAGAAGCGCAAGCGGACUUCCAUCGCCGCCCCGGAGAAGCGCUCCCUCGAGGCCUACUUCGCCGUCCAGCCCCGGCCCUCCUCCGAGAAGAUCGCCGCCAUCGCCGAGAAACUGGACCUCAAAAAGAACGUGGUGCGGGUUUGGUUUUGCAACCAGAGACAGAAGCAGAAACGGAUGAAAUUCUCCGCCACUUACUGAAACAACACAAAACAGUACAGAGGAGAGAGACACAAAAAGGCAGGAGAAAGACAAUACAACAACA
This is a messenger RNA of Sceloporus undulatus (fence lizard), 1398 nucleotides long. It is a transcript of the gene POU4F1, whose product is annotated as POU class 4 homeobox 1. Bases 57 to 1334 code for a protein of 425 amino acids. The record is from RefSeq and is a predicted model, not a curated record. The transcript has 2 exons. Gene Ontology annotation, biological process: regulation of transcription by RNA polymerase II. Gene Ontology annotation, molecular function: DNA-binding transcription factor activity, RNA polymerase II-specific; RNA polymerase II cis-regulatory region sequence-specific DNA binding. NCBI's taxonomy places the organism in Eukaryota, Metazoa, Chordata, Lepidosauria, Squamata, Phrynosomatidae.